AUGUCUGAAGUUUUUGUGUUAGGCGUUAUUGGUGCUGCCCUAAUCGUAUCAUUAGCCCUUAACAUAGUUGCAUGGUUUGUAUUAAUACGGAUCGCUGAUGUAAGCCGUUGAUUUAAAGAAUAUACAUUUUUACAUUUUACCCUUAUAUUUUACGUGGUUGUAUUUAAAAUGUUGCGAUAUCUAGCUGUAAACUAAUAAAAACUAUGCAAAUCUUCCGAAAAAUGAGAAAAUUCUAAUAUUUUUUGGAUAUUUAGGCUUACGUACGGCUACAUUUGUGGAUAAACAAGUUGAAUUAUGGAAGACAAGUGUUGGAUGUGCGGAGUAUGCCUAAGUUGGCCCUACGUUAUUGUGCUGGAAUUGCUGGCUUUAGCAUGAAAGACCUUGAGGACGAACGAGAGACUGAAUUCAGAAGAUUCACGCUAAGAGAAGUUGGUUUUUGAAGCUUAAUGUUUAAAUGGUUAGACAAUGGCUUUAAUAUUGUUUUGAAAAUUUUUUACGGUUUACAUAAUAUAAAAUUUAAUAAUAGGUUUACAUAAAAUACUUUUCACUUCCAGUUCGCUUUCCUUGGAGGUUCACACGAGAUUGACAAGAUUCUUCGUGAAAGCAUUUUCCUAUUUCAAGCCCCCAAGCCUGAAGUCGAUGUUUGUUGCAACUACAAGUGUAUUGGGGCGCCAAUGGCAGGUGGUGGCGGCGGUGGAGGUAAGAAUGAAGUAAUCAAGUCAGCGGUCGAACCAGAGCCAGAAAAACAAUCGCCGAAGCGAGAAGAUAGGAAGGAAGAAGAAAAGGAAGACAAGAAAGAGGAGAAGGAAAAGGAUAAGGAAGACGAGAAGCUAAAGGCGGAUCCGUUCAAAAAGCCAGAGAAGAUGGGCAAGGCCGAGGCUAAGGAUCCACAAUACCAGGUGAGUUUUGGAGGUUUGAAAAGCUUUGAAUUUUUUUUUAAUUUUAAAAUUCAGAUGUUAUAACUUAAAACUGAGGACUUGCGCUCUGAAAGUUUUUUUUUAAUUUUAAAAUUCAGAUGUUAUAACUUAAAACUGAGGACUUGCGCUCUGAAAGUUUUUUUUAAUUUGAGUUGCUUCUUAAGUAUUAUAGCUUUAAAAUGUAUUUUGUCAUUUUACAGACAUUGAUGGGCUUGAAUAACGACGUAUUUGGCAAUGACAAAGACAACAAGCCGGCUGACAUUAAGGCACCUGAAAAGAAGGGCAAGGUCGAUGCUAAAGAUCCUCAGUAUCAUGUAAGUCAUUUAUAUUUUGAGUGAAUUUAAAGUAGGAAAUCUCUUCCGGGAAUGGGUCAGCCCAUGGUAUAGGUCACCUACGAAUACGCAAAAAAGCUUUAAAAUUAUCAUUUUUUGGAAGUACAGUUAUACCACCUUUGGUUAUAUUAUCUUUUUAAAACCAUUUGAAUGUUGUGACAUUCAGACCUUGGCUGGACUUAUGAACGAUGAUCUGUUUGCUCCAAAAGGUGGAGCUAAGAUAAAGAUUAAGGCUCCGGAAAAUGCAAAGGCUGCUGAUGGAAAGGAUCCUCAAUAUCAGGUAGGAAGACGUUUUAUUUCAUAUUUUAAAAUGUCGUUUUAAGAAGUGAUCUUGAUUUUUUUAAACUAGAUGAUAAUUUUCAAAAUAGUCCUGGAGGUACCAUUGGUACUCUUUGAUUGUUAUGACUAUAGUUUUCGAUUCUAGACUCUGGCUGGAAUGAACAACGACGAGGUAUUCAAGAAGGAGGAGAAGAAGGAGGCCAAGUCCCCAUCCAAGAACAAGUUCAAGGCUCCAACUGAUGUGAAGGCUGCUGAUGGCAAGGAUCCACAGUAUAUGGUAGGUCUACGAAUUUUUCAUCGUAAUUUUGAUUUAGUCAUAUAUAAUAGGUUUAUAUCCCUAUAUCAUUAGGACUUGACAAUACGAUGGCACUAAACUAUAAUAUCUUUUGAUUAUGCCAUCUUACAAUUAUUUUAUUUAUCUCAUCUGACCCUUGAUAUUUCAGACCCUAGCCGGCAUGAACAAUGACGAAGUAUUCAAGAAGGAGGAAGGAAAAGACAAGGGCAAGGAUAAAAGCAAGGACAAGAGUAAGAAGAGCAGCAAGAGCAAAAAGGGAAGCAAAGACAAGGGCAAGAAGAAGCCCGAGAAAGCUGAUAAGAAGAAGGACAAAGAGGAGGACGAAAAGAAGGAAUCGGACGACGAGAAGGACGAUGAAAAGAAAUAG
This is a messenger RNA of Bursaphelenchus okinawaensis, 2190 nucleotides long. The record is from the annotation of a GenBank genome assembly. Lineage: Eukaryota; Metazoa; Nematoda; Chromadorea; Rhabditida; Aphelenchoididae.